Arctia plantaginis is the source of this 639-nucleotide messenger RNA. The record is from the annotation of a GenBank genome assembly. NCBI's taxonomy places the organism in Eukaryota, Metazoa, Arthropoda, Insecta, Lepidoptera, Erebidae.
AUGAAAAAUAUCGAUACAUCGGGAGUGGUAACCAAAAAGCUUAAAGAAAUAUGUCCAGCGUACAAAAAAAGUCCAAGUGUAGAUGUGGCUGAUUUGGUUGGAAACUGGAUGACAGUAUUUACUCAGCCAGAAGCUAUUGAUUGCUUUACAGUUCACAUUAGAGCAACUACCGAGAUGGAACGAGAAAUAUACACUACGAAAUACGGUAACUUCAGUAGUAGUGUUGAUUGGAGUCGAUGUUUCUUGCAAGUAGGAACACCACUUGGAAAGCACUUCUUACAGGGUAACGGAACAGAAUCUGGUCUUAUGGAAAACAUUAUUAUCUUCGAAGAUAAACCAGGUGAAUAUCAGCUGCAAAAUGCAACUGCGGACCAAUGGAUGGUAUACGGGCAUCGAGGAAGCGAAGUAUUGAUCACUCGCGACUGUUCUGGCGAAACAGCGGCAGCAUUUGCGCGUGCCCACUAUUGGCCAAAAUUUCAAGAAUUAGGCGCCAUAUUUCACCGCAGCGGUAUUGCAAUUCAUGCUAAUAAAAAUACGCUCUGUCAACCAAAAGGUGCCUGUAACAAGAAAUGUGUUGAAACACCACGUUUUAACCGAAAAGGCAGUAUACAGAAACUCAACAAGUUUCAAGUCCCAUAG